AAAAGCGGUUCUUCAGGGAGGUGGGGGUGGAAAAGAUCACGGCCAUCUGCACGGACUCUUUUGCGGGCAACACGAGUGCUGCGAGGAUGUUGAGGGAGGACCCCGAGUUCAACGAGAUCUAUUGGCUGCCUUGCACCGCUCACUGCAUGGACCUCCUCCUGCACGACAUUUGCAAGGAGUGGGCGGCUGAGAUCAUCAGCAAAGCGAACAGAGAGGUGACCUUCUUCCGGGUUCACAGGUGGCCCAGAUCGGCAUUGAGAAUUGCACUUGUCAAGUUCCCGGACUUGAAAUGCAGCUGUCUCCUUCGACCGGCCCAAACGAGAUUUGGGACGCACUACGUGAUGCUGCAGCGGCUGGAGGUCUGCGAGAAGGCGAUCAGACGCAUUGUCACCGGGCAGGAGUGGGAGGCGCAGGUCUGGCGAGGGGACAUCAGGGCCAAGGCCUUCUUCAUGGAGGAAACAGUUCUUGACAGGGUCUUUUGGACCGAUGUCAGGAAGCUGACUGCCGUCAUGAAGGAGCCCUAUAAUGUGUUGCGAGAGGUGGACAAAGAUGUCCACUGCUUGUCAUGCAUCUACGAUAUGGCGUGUCGGCUUCCCGGCUUCGUUCGAUCGGCCCCCAUCAGUGCAGAGCAGCGAGAGGACAUCCUCAGGGACGUGGGGAACAGGACGGAUAUGCUGCUCAGCCCCAUCCACGCUGUGGCUCGGCUCUUGGAUCCUCAGUUGAGGGACAUUACUGUUUUCAGUAAUGUCGACCUCAUGACACAGUUUGAGAGUGUGGUCGAGAGGCUCAUCGGGAAGAAGGGGAGUACGAGAUUCGAUGACUGCAUGGACCAGCUUUACGACUUCCAGUUCGGGCGAGGAGUCCUCGACACCCCUCAGGCAAAGAAACGGGCUGCGAAGGACAAUGCGGUGCUAUGGUGGGAGGCGCAUGGGGUGGGGCAUCCGGAGAUUCGUGAGCUAGCCAUCCGAGUGUUCAGGGGGGAAGACGGACCCACGAUAGCAGGAGGGUGGCUGGGGCUCUCAGCUGACUUAGAGGACGAGGACCUGGAGGGUGACAUGGCGAAUGUCACCGAGGCCAUUGACGACCACGAGCCUGCUAUCGGGGGCGCCGGUUCUGCGGUGGGCAGCACCACUGUUCGCCAUGAUCGAGCCGGCCCAUCAACAUCGAGGUCCGUGCAGAGAUUGGGGCAUGCAGAGGAGGUCGACGAGGAGGAGGACGACGAGGACGAGGACGCCGAGGAUGAGGACGAGGAGAAGGAGGAGGAGGAGGAGGAGGAACACAUUCCAGGUGGAGGAGCGGCAGGUGGAGGAGCAGCAGGUGGAGGAGCAGCAGGUGGAGGAGCGGGGGGAGGGUGUGCAGCAGGGAGAGGAGCGGCGGGUGGAGGAGUACUUGAAGGAGCAGCAGGUGGAGGAGCAGCCGGUGGAGGAGCAGCAGGGGAAGGAGCAGCAGGUGGGGGAGCAACAGGUGGAGGAGCAGGGGGAGGGUGUGCAGCAUCGCACUAACAUGCGAUCGUUCUAUGGUGUCAGUCACCAGUCGC
Molecule: messenger RNA, 1537 nt
Organism: Chara braunii
Lineage: Eukaryota; Viridiplantae; Streptophyta; Charophyceae; Charales; Characeae
Source: the annotation of a GenBank genome assembly